AACCCUGGAUAACUACAAAAAUCACCCAGAUACUUGGAAUUGAGGAUGACGUCGUUGUGGAGUUUGUCUAUAAUCAACUGGAAGAAAAGUAUAAGUAGAGAGCGUUGCUGAUGGGCGUAUCAACCCAAUAAUGUCCAAAUGGGUGUGAAAAAGUAUGGAUGCGUGCGACAUCAUCCGAGUAACAGCAUCCGGAAUUUAGCCAUUCAACAGGGAGUACCACAGGUUAAUCAUCACUCAGGAUUCCUCUUCUUCUCUCCCCCACUUCAAAAUUGGCGCGCCAAUGAUCCUGCAACUUGUCCACUUCUCGUUAAACAUCGUAAUCAUCAUCACGAGUGUCUUCAUGGGGAGCCUCAAACAUGAGGCCACUCCAGGGUGUGUCCUCAGAAUCAUCGAGUAUCAUCAGAAAUAGCUGCAGAUGCUGGAAUAGGCAUUUGACAAAAUGCCAGUCACCACAGUCAUCGUCCACAAAUAUUGUGGGCACAUCACAGUCACAUCGAGUAGCAGUAUUCAGCACGGCUGACGGCUCCAAGGGCAUCAACUCUCCUCAUUGAUCCAUGGGGAUGGAUAUCGCCAGCCACAAAUCCUGUCAUUGUCAUCCUGUCAUCCACUUAUCAGUUCCACGGUCGAGUAUCAACUAAUCUGGCACUCAAGGAGGUAUUCGUCGAGCAAUGUGUGUUCACAUGACUCUGUUGCUCACUUGUCUAUGUGGCAGGCAGGUUGGUGACUUAAAACGCGUAAAAACUUGGAAAAUCAAUAAUUCGUAUUUUUAUAAUAAACAUUUAUUACAGCUUUUUGCCAUUGUAAAAAAUGUAACACUUUUCUCUUUCUCUAUUUUUUUUCCCUUUUUUUUGUCGAAAUUUUCAGAAAUCUGUCACGAUAAUGGAGAUUUUCCCCACUGAAUUGUUUCCCCAUGUUCUUUUGUUUUUUAUUUAUAGCGGACUAUAAAGACUGCAACAAAAUGUUGAUUCAAGUAUUAACGGAUGAUGGCGGUAAGGUAGAUUAUAAGUUGUGUAAAAAGUGUGCUUUCGAGGGGGAAAAGCAGUUGAUUGAGGAAUUUUCUGAGAGAAAAACGUUUUUUAAAUUUGUCUCUUGGAUAAAAUAUAAGGGAGAAUAUUGUGGAAAUUUCAAGUGAUUACUUAAUUAUUCAUUUAAUCUGUCCAACAGCAUCCAGAUCCUCGAAAAAUGCAGAUCAACCUUACCGGUUUCUUGAAUGGAAAAAAUGCAAGAUCAUUCAUGGGAGAAUUGUGGGAUCUCUUGGUCUCUGCCCAGGAGAGCCUCACCGGGAUUCCCGAGGCAUUUUUGCAACAGAAAAAAGAUCAGAUAAAAAAACGAUUGGAGGAGCAGGAAAAACUCCAGGCAUCGAUUGCGGAGAAGGAAAAGGAGAAGGAGAAAGACGAUGCUGAUAAAGUGAAGAAAGAGGAGAAGGACCGGGGUGGUUCUAAAGAAAGAAAACGAGAGAGGAGUCGAGAGCGUGACAGAGAUAGGAGUAAGCGGAGUCGCUCUAGAGAUCGUCAUCGCGAUAGAGAUCGUUCCAAUCGUAAGCAUACAUCUAAAUCACCCAGCAAGCCUUCAACAAAAGACAAUGGAAAAGAAGUACAACAGGAAAUAAAAACUGAGAAAGAUGAAUCGCCACAUCUGGAGAACGUCAUCCCGAUGAUGCCCGUGAAAACUAAACCGGAAGCAGCAGUGGCGAUUUCUCGCCUCCAGGCAAAGUUGAUGAGCAUAGCUGAUGGAAAAAAGAAGACCAACCGGUCUCCCUCACCUGAGAAUGAAAAGAAUCCCCCUAGAAGUGGUUCUAAAUCGCCAGUAGUAAAAUCGAAAAAAUCUCGAUCAAAAUCUCCCGUUUCAAAGAGCCGAAAGUCUCGUUCACCAGUGGCCAAAAAUCGAAGAUCACGAUCAAGAUCUGUGGAUCGUUCAAAAUCCAGAAGAACAAAAUCAAAAUCACCAUCGAGACACUCACGUUCACGCUCUCGUUCAAAAAGUAUCCCCCGAAACAAAUCCCGCAAAUCACGAUCAGAUUCGAGUGACUCAAGGUCAAGUAAAUCACGUUCCAAAUCACCAGAUAAGCGUAGAGAGCAUGGAAAGCGAAAUGCUAGUACGAGCAGCAGUUCAGACAGUGACAGAGGAAAGGAUAAGAAUGAUUUUGAGAUUAGAAAGAAGAAGGAUGGCAUUCAAGCCAAGAGAUCGUAUCGUAAAACUAAUAAGGAUGAUAGUGCGAGUGACAGUGACUCGAGUCGUGAGAGAAAAUCCGGGGGGAAGAGAAGGAGCCCAUCACCGAGGAAGGAUCGAGAUAGGUCGAAGGAGCGAGACCGUUCACGGAAUAGAUCGAGAGAGAGGAACAGAAGGCGGUCAUCACUGGACAGAGACAGGGACAGGAGGCGAGAUCACGACAGAGAGAGGGACAGAGAUCGCCCAGACAGAUACAGUGGCAGUCGCAGUAUGCGACCUCCAUCUUCACGCCGAGCCCCGAGUUGGCGAAGAAGUCCGCCUCGUAGAUCACCCCCACGUUAUCGUCGCAGAUCUCCGAGUCCAGCGCGUCGCCGACGCUCCCCCGAUCGUCGACGUCGUUCCCCAGAUCCCCGUAACAGCAGACGUCGUUCACCAGAUACGCGUGACAGACUUAGCAGGUACGAUAGAUCAUCCUCGCGUGAUAGAUCUAGCCGACGUGAUCACUCAAAGAAUCGUCGGGAGAGGGAACGUAAGUCGCGCUCUAAAGAGCCAACAUCCUCGCUCGAUCGUUCCAAAGAGACUAAAAAAUCACCGGAUCAGUCUAAAGACGUUAGGGACAAAUUUAAGGACAAGAGAAGCAUUCCUGAUGAGAAGGCCAAAGAGCCCAUUAUUCCUCCACGAAAAGAAUUGAAAAAUGGAAUGUCCAAAUCAAGUAGCUCCGAUAGUAGCGAGAGUAGUUCCUCCAGUGAUGGAGAACAACCCAUUAGGAAAUCACCUGAUGGAAAAUCAUUGCACGAACAACGUGAUCGAGACUUGAGAGAACAACGAGAACGUGAGCACGCAGAAGAUGUCAAGAGACGAGAGAAGGAGAGAAUCAUGAAGGAGGAAGCUGUCAAGCGUCUGGAGAAGGAGAAUAAAAAAGUUGAAGCUGUAGCAUCAAAGAAAACAGAACCAAAUGUUCCAGCGAAAAAGCCAGUUUCAUCAUUGCCACUUUCUAGACAUAGAUUCUCACAGAGUCUUUCACGUACCCCAUCACCGUUCAAGAAAACUGAGGACAUGAUUGCUGCGGCUACAUCUUCUAAAACAAAGUUAUUAGUACCAAAAGAUGGCAAAGAGGAUUCUCCGAAGACGGCUAUAACGACAGCCGAGACUUUCCAACUGCGAAAGGACGAGCGAUCAAUUAAAGCGAUGAAACCAUUGGUGGAUGAUAAGAAACAGGGGAUGAAGACUUUGGAGGCAUCGGCACUCAAAAAAUCUUUGGAAACAGUCAAGAAAAUGCGAAAAGAUCGAGAUGAUUCAUCAAACUCUGAUGAUAGUGAGGAGGAGGAGGAGGAGGAAGAGGAGGAGGUGGUAAGGAAGAAGCAGAGGAGAUCUGAAAAAGCGAGAAAAUCCCGCAGGGAAUCCAGCGAUGAUGACCACUCGGACAAGGGGACUAGCUCGGAUUCAGAGGACGAUAGAAAACAUUCAGACCUCAAAAGGAAUAAAGAUGCACCACGAGCAAUCGAUGCAAUCGAUGAUCGCGCCAAGGAUAAAAAAGACAUUAAAAAACGUGACAUCAGCCUCAGCGACUCUCGCAGGAGAUCAAAGAAAGAUAUUGACGAGGAAUUGAAGAAAUCCCGAAAGUCAAGGAAGGACUCAUCUUCUGAGGACGAAGAGCCGAAAUCUAAAAAAUAUAAGAAUGAAGAUGACAAAGCCAAGUCCAGAAAAUUGAAGAAAGAUUCAAGUUCGGACGAUGAACUGAAGAAAUCUAAAAAACGUAGAGAUAGCUCUUCGGAUAUUGACAAGUCCAGAAUGAGAAAAAUGCCGAAAGAAUUGAUUACUGAUGACGAGGGCAGGCCGAAGGCGAAAAAAUCACGCAGAAAUUCGAGUUCUGAGGAUGAGGAAGUUGCUGAUAAGGAUGCAAAAAAAAAACGAAAGGUUGAUGACAGCUCGGACGAGGAGAAGGCAAAGAAGAAGAGAAAGAAAAAAACAAAAACGAGUUCAACUGAUUCAGAGGAAAGUGAGGUAGAGGAGAAAAAGAAGAAGAAGGAUAAAAAACAUAAAAAACAUAAGAAGCACAAGAAGCAUAGGAAGCACAAGAAGAAGAAGCAAGCUGAUUCCGAGGAGUCUGAAGCGAGUGAAGGUAAUACCGAAGAGCUUGAAAAAAAACUUCGUGAAAAAGCAUUGAAAUCAAUGAAAAAGGCACACAGUAUGGACGGAAGUGACUGAACAUUUUGUUUUUUUAUAAAUUUAACAACGUAUACUGAAAAUCGUAUGGAAUUUAUUUACGAUGUAAACUUCGAGGGAGAAGAAAUAAGAGAACCCAUUAUUUUUAUGUUGUCUAUUGGUGUAGGCCACUCACUUAAUUCUCGAGACAUAAAUAAACGGAUAGAGUAUGAUUGUCAUCAUCAUUAUAAAAACAAUUAUGUCAACUGAAUUUGUGUAAAAUGAUGAAUGAAUAUUUAAUCACUGGCAAAUGAUGUCCAUAUUUGAAGAAUUUGUAAAUUGCAAUAAUGAAUUUUUGCAAUUAAACUGUAGAAAUUUAGUAUCACAGCUUAAUCCCCAUUGUCAUAAAUAAAGGAUUAUAAAUAUA
Messenger RNA from Diachasma alloeum, 4741 nucleotides. RefSeq names its product serine/arginine repetitive matrix protein 1 (gene Srrm1). The transcript has 9 exons. Lineage: Eukaryota; Metazoa; Arthropoda; Insecta; Hymenoptera; Braconidae. Gene Ontology annotation, biological process: regulation of mRNA splicing, via spliceosome; mRNA processing. Gene Ontology annotation, cellular component: spliceosomal complex. The coding region runs from base 1183 to 4377 and encodes 1064 amino acids. Gene Ontology annotation, molecular function: RNA binding. The record is from RefSeq and is a predicted model, not a curated record.